Molecule: messenger RNA, 3195 nt
Organism: Salvia splendens (bonfire salvia)
Lineage: Eukaryota; Viridiplantae; Streptophyta; Magnoliopsida; Lamiales; Lamiaceae
Exons: 2
Coding region: 2232-2999 (255 amino acids)
Source: RefSeq, a predicted model, not a curated record
UCUCCCAUCUCAGAAUCGGGAGAAUAUCCAAAUUGAAACUCUAAAUUCCUUCCUCUCUCAAUCCCUCCAUCUUUCCCCCAAAAUCAGCAUGUACUUCUGCUUCUCCGUCGCUGCUCCAAUCCGCUCGAAACCACGACGUCACUACAGAAAUUACAGCGGUGAGGUUGCCGCCUCCGUCUCCUUUCACUCUAGCUUCUCUCCGUUGAGCCGCCGUCGCCGUCACUACCCUAUCUUUCCCUCAUCUCUGCCAUAGCGCCGCUGCUGUCCAAGAUCUGUCGGCAUCGUCGCUGUCGAGUCAGCCGCCGCUGCUUCAGAACGAGACAGCCGCUGAGAUCCCUGCUGCAGCACACCAUGGAGGAAGAAGAUGGGGAAGUCGACUUGGCUACUGAUCAAAAGCCGGCUGGAUCGUCAUGACAACUCGGAGUAUUUGGAGGUAUCAAGAACAGCAACUUUACAUAACAAUACGUUUGGCCAUGAUAUACAUGCUACCUUUGAUUUGAAUGGGUCACGUGUACUACAAGUUGAGGAAGUGAAAGUUGCGAACUACGAGAUUAAUCGCACCAUAUCAACCGUAACGGGAUUGGGCCAAUUGAGAAACAUUUUGGCACGUGGGAAAAAAUUGAGCUAAUUCCGUCAUCCAUCCCGGGGGCUAAAAACGCACCCACAUCUAGGCCGGCUCCUAAACUUAAGGUGCACGAUUUUCUCAAAAUCCAUACCAAAGAAGGCCUCAAUACUAACCCAUCUUCCAACCUAGCCUCAUCCAAACCGUGGAAAACCAUAAUCAACCCUAAAACUACCCAUCUUUUAUUACCAUCUUCCGAACCGUCACCUACGAUAAAACCCAUGUCCAAAACUAACUCAUCCCGACCCUCUCGGCCAUCCAAAAAUCCCACACUCCCAAACCCUCAAGCCAAAGCCGAAAACCCAAACAGAAAUACACCCUCCCCACCCCCUCCCCGGAAUGGAUGGCGAUGAUGGACCGCAACGUCAUACAAGAACCUAGCAGAGAAGGCCCAUCUCAUACCUCCCAGGGGUCCGAGAAAGAUACGACAAAUCCUUGGGAGAAGAAAAAGAAGAUCAUGGCGGAUAUGCUUAAGGAUGGUCAGCCAAAGCCUUCGAAGAUCGCAUGGGACUCGCCCUGAUUGGGAAGUUCUCACACUCCAUCCCAGCCCCCCACUUGAUUCGCAAGGCCCUCUCAAAUUUCAAACUGAAAGGUACGCUAAGUUGGAAUUUUAUUAAUGCAAAGCAUAUCCUCAUUACCCUUUCUGAGAUUGAUGAUUACGUGAAAGUUUUAUGUGGAGCUAGUAACAAUAAUACUUGGUUUAUUGAACACCAUCCAAUGAGGAUUUUAAAUGGACUGCUGAUUUCGACCUAUAUUUUGAGACUCCCAUCCCUGCUGUUUGGUGUAAUCUGCAUGCUUUACCUAUACAUCUUUUUGAAGAAUCUAUGCUAUUUUCCGUUGGUAAAUUGUUUGGUGAACCCAUAUAGAUUGAUCAUAACACUAUCACACGCGCACGAUUGUCAUAUGCACGCAUUUGCAUUGAAAUAGACAUCUCCAAGCCUGUGCCGGAAAAAUACAUACUCCGACUUGGGGGAAAGGAUGUGACAUUGCAGGUGAGGUGGGAUAAGAUCCCGCACUACUGUUCAGCCUGCAAACAUGUGGGACAUUUAGAGGAUCAUUGCUACGCUUUUGGAAAGAAUCUGGCCCUACCCAAGAAAGACUUCUCCAGACCGGCACAACAGUAUCAGAAUGAGAUGAGAGGAGGACAAGGGGAAAGAACCGGGGAAAGCAAAUUACAGAGAAGACAGAGGCAGAAUCAUGCUGGAACCGUGUAUGUAAGAAUGGCAAUGUUAUGAGCGUCUCAGCGGCGCAGGGACAUAAUAAGAGAGGUCAGGCAACCAGGUAUGAAUACAGAGUGGUGGCGAACCGAAACGACAACCAUAGUAGCAGUCUUUAGACUCGAGAGUCCCCUGUUGUCCCGAACUCGGGCAUGCUUGCCCUACAACCUUCUGGACAGGGAAAGAUACAUAAGACGAAGAGAAGUCCGGAAAGCAGAGCCAGAUAUAGAGAGAAAAGAAGGCUGAGGCGGCUAGAGGAGGUCGAGGGUCGAGCCAUGUGAGAUACCGAGGGCUCGGAGUUUGAGACGGACGACGGUGGGGAAUCGCAAAACAGACCACGAUCACUCUCACCCACCUUUAGAGGGAGCCGUUUGCCGGGUAGUGAGAAUCACAUGGGACUAGGGGUCCAUAGUAAUAGGUUUGUUAUUUUGGUGGAUGAGGAGCUUGAGACAGAGGCGUCCAUGACCUUAGUUCUGCAUGACGGGAUCGCAGAUGCUCAUAUUAUUCACGAGGCUAGAAGGGCAAAAGGAAUACGGAAUGGGGCUGCUAGAAAUGGGAGCUCACCGAUGGAGAUCGCUAGUGAUGGGGAUCACCGACCUGUGAUUGAAGCAGCGAUGAAGAAAGCGUUUCUACCUUGCUCAAAACCUGAUUUGUUCUCCAUGACGAGCCAGUUCCUAGUGUGGAAUGUUCAGGGUGUGGCGAAUGCCCGCACUAAGAGAAAUCUGAGAUAUCUGAUUCGAGAACACAAGAUUUUGUUUGCAGCAGUGAUUGAACCACAGAGGACACCACCAGCUUUAGGGAGGAACUUUCAGGACCUUCGAUUUGCGGGAUCCAAUGAAAGUGGUCAUAUUUGGAUUCUUUUCCAUGAGGAUUGGACAGUGGAAGUGGUUGAUGACUCGAGACAGGCCUUACACGUUAAGAUCUAUGCCGCAGUCUUCCCUUUCCCGAUCUACAUCACCAUAGUAUAUGGGCGACACACAAGAGAGACGAGACAGGCACUUUGGAAGAAGUUGGGAGACAUCUCGCUGUCUAUGGAGGGAAGGCUGUGGCUUGUGGGAGGGGAUUUCAAUAUGUUCCUGGCCAAUGAAGAGAGAAAGGGGAGUGACACGGACAUGCACAGAGACAUGAUGGACUUUGCCGGUGCUAUUGCCGAGUGCUAGCUGAUUGACCCAGGUUUUGAUGGACCGAUCUUCACGUGGCACAGGGGUGGCUUUGGGAGAGGUUGGACUGCAUCUUGAUUGGAGAGCAUUGGACAUCGGUGUUUGCUACGACGAGAGUGACAUAUUUCCGAGAUUUAGCUCAGAUCAUGCGCCACUUUUGGUGCGAUGUCAAUUCUCUGUCCAGACCUAAGGAACA